AGCUAUCACUUAUUUUCAUUUUACCAAAAGAGUAAAACAAGGAGUUAAAAUUUGCGUUUUGUUGCUCGUCAAAGAGGUCAGGGAAUAUGGUUGUGAAUCUCUGCCUGCCACACUUUGAUACAACAAUCCAUUGCAACAAGCUGUGCGCAGACGGGUAUGAUGUCACAAACCUUGUGUCCACGGACCCGGCUCUACGGAAGCGAGGCUUUAAGCUGGAGUACUUCCUGCGUCCACCAGUACAGGUGACACUGAAGUUUGGCUUCCAGGUGGAGCUGUGCAGGGUGGAUGUGGAGCUGUGUCCCUGGGGUAUGGACCGGGGUCAGGCCUGCAAGAAACUAGAGAUCAGCACCAGCUCCGAUCCUCUACCUUCCCAGAAUUAUGGCAAGGGUCAAGGCCAUGAACAGGGCCAGCGAAAGGAACAAAUGCACAUGCAGGUACCAAAACAAAAAACAGAACCAGAACGUGGUAAUAAAUCUGGCCGGUUUAUGGGACACCAGUGGAGUGUUCAGGCCCAAAGUUGGGGUGAGGAGGCUCUGGAUCAACAAAGAGGCAAGACGCACAGUGGGCAGAAGCCCAAAGAGCAUGCUCAGUCAAACACUCAAUCCAGUAGUUCUGAGCCCAAGUUUAGACUGGUAGGUCGUUGCGAGCUUAGGGAGGAAACCCAAAUCUGUUUCUCGCGUUCACAUUUUUGUCCCCGGCCGCCAUUCCUCUCAGCUCCGCCUCCAAAACCUGCCAACUGUCGGCAGGAGGAACUUUGGAAUCGGGGACUGGUUUCAUUAGGCUCUGUAACGCAACUCCGUGUGACUGUGCCAGUCGGUGGUUCUGCAUCUGCGCUGGGGCUCAAGGCUUUGGCCGUGUGGGGACAACCUGCUCGCUUUUGCCCUGCAGACAAAGUGGAGAGAAUUAGAAGAGUGCACGAGGCCAGUGAGAGACGACUGCCACGGCCUUCUAUUUUUAGCCCUUCUGUCAGUCAGACCAAACGGCCACUGCAAGCAACAACAACUCAAAGCAAUCAUGCAAUCCCAGAAGAGUUCCUCGACCCCAUAACUCAGGAGGUAAUGACGCUUCCGAUGCUGCUGCCCAGUGGUGUGUCAGUAGACAACGCUACCCUGGAGGAGUACCAGAAGAGGGAAGCCACUUGGGGUCGACCCCCUAAUGACCCCUUCACUAGUGUCCCGUUCACUGCGACCUCCCAGCCUCUCCCAAAUCCCCAACUGAAAAGCCGCAUUGACCACUUCAUCUUGCAGAGGGGUGACUUGAGGAGGGAUGGAACGGUGGGGAGACGAGGGGAGCGAGAAAAUCCACAGCCCUCAAGGCUCAUCGCUUCUGUUGAGGAAGGAGAGUCCCCAAACAACUCUCCAUGUCCCAGUAACAGCUCUCUAAACAGCACUAAUAUACAGUAUAAUGCUGGCACCAGAAACACAAACAGGAUUACACACAUAGAAGACACUGCCUCGGGACAUUCAUCAGGAAAUAGGAAUUAUACAUCUAACUCCCAGCCGCUUACUAAAGAUAAUAAAUUAGAGUUUGAUAGGAGGAAGAAACGAGAUCUAAGUGGAUUUCUUAAAGAGUCAACAGAAGAGUUGACGGAUGAGAAGCAACGACUACUUCAAACAAAAAGACCAAAAAUUGAUAUAACCUCAGAACCUAGCUGCAGCUCUCACGAGCAGCGUUUGUCAGCCAGCCUGGACGAAGCCCUCUUCUCUGCCCUGAGAGGCCGACCCUCCUUCACCUCAAAUCUGUCAUUGCAGCGGCAGGUUACUCCUGGCUCUGAGUCACCUGACAGCUCACAGCAAUGCCAGAAAGCAGAUACUUCAAGCGUGCCAACAGGCGAGAAGACGUGCUCUGCGUGUUCCUGCGUUGUCUCCGUUUACUCCACAUCUGCAUCACCUGUCUACCGUCUAACCUGUGGUCACUUGCUCUGUCGUGCCUGCCUGCGGAGGGAAUCACAGCAACUAAACUCCGUCACCACAGGAACAUGUCAUCACAUCUCAUGCCCCGCCUGCCAAAGCCUGAUCUCUCGUAAUGACAUCAUACGUGUGCAUCAUUGACAAGUGGCGUAAAAAAGACAAACCUUUAAAGCCUGUGAAGAAAUGAGGACUGUCCUCAAGGUGAUGACAGAAU
This is a messenger RNA of Scomber japonicus (chub mackerel), 2124 nucleotides long. RefSeq names its product U-box domain containing 5 (gene ubox5). The record is from RefSeq and is a predicted model, not a curated record. Gene Ontology annotation, cellular component: nucleus. The coding region runs from base 87 to 2051 and encodes 654 amino acids. The transcript has 7 exons. Lineage: Eukaryota; Metazoa; Chordata; Actinopteri; Scombriformes; Scombridae. Gene Ontology annotation, molecular function: ubiquitin protein ligase binding; ubiquitin-ubiquitin ligase activity. Gene Ontology annotation, biological process: protein polyubiquitination.